Rubroshorea leprosula is the source of this 411-nucleotide messenger RNA. The record is from the annotation of a GenBank genome assembly. NCBI's taxonomy places the organism in Eukaryota, Viridiplantae, Streptophyta, Magnoliopsida, Malvales, Dipterocarpaceae.
CAUACCAACAUACCACACAGAAAAUGCAGACAAAAGGCAUGCAUGACACAGUUAAACUCAACCAAAGGAAUUCAAGCAUGUUCCCCAAGGUUGCAGAGCUUCUCGAUGUUUGUUGGUUUGGAAUCAAUGGGAGGAUUAGUACUUGCAAGCUUUCUUCAAUGACACAUUAUAAGGCAUACCUUGUGUUCAAGCUGUCAGCCAGAGUUUAUGGAUUUAGAAAUAAACCUAUAAAAGCUACUAUUCUACUUAGUGGCACUGAAGUUUCACAGCAAACUGUGAUUCUGCAUUCAGUAGUUGAAGAUGUACGAAAUGAUUACCAGUACCCAAUAGAGAGGCAAGAUGGUUGGUUAGAGCUAGAGUUGGGUGAAUUCUUCAAUGAAGGAGGUGAAGAUGGCCAAUUGGAAAUACAAA